ACCACCCACCCCCCCCUUGAAGAGUGGAGCGGGUGCGUGUCUGUGCCAAGGAUUGCCUUGUCAUUGUAUCCAGAGAGAAACGCGUGGUCAGCGGCACCACCGACAGCCUCACUGCAGCAACUGGUACAUGGUGGUGCACAAAGGACGACUUUAAGCCAAGCAUGGAUACUGAAAAGAGCGGCGAGGUUUUGGAUGCGUCAGAGACUCCACAGCAAGAGGAGACUGUAAUGGAAAAAGAGGUUGUGUCAAAAUUGGAGACACCAGAGGAAUCCACGGAGCCUGAGAAGCCACCAGAUGCUGGCGAAGUGACCGAGCAGCUGGCAGUAAAUGGUCAUCAUGGAGAAGUAAUAGACACGAAAGAAACAGAAGAGUUGAAGGUGACAGAAAAUGUGACACUGUCUGAAGAGAAAAAAGAAAUAGAGAUUGAGGACAGCUUGGCCAAAGAAAAAUCUGAAACAGAGUCAGUGCCCGGUGCGGUGUCACCAGCAGAACCAGAUGAGUCAUCUGAAAAGAUCUCUGACCCAGUUGCAGCUUUAGACACAGAACCAGAAAACAUUCAGCCUGAACAGCAGCCCGUGCCAGAGAAUGACCCAGAACCUUUGCCUAUGCAAACGCCUCUGGCAGAGAGAGCCCCUGUACCAGAGCCAGAGAAACUGGCAGAAUCAGUUCCAGAAGCUGAACUACAAGAGCAAACAUUACCUGAACCAGCCACGCUGCACCAGUCAGUGGAUUCACAACCACCGGGCGAAGAAGCGAAAGUGUCAGAACAAGUGGAGACUGAGGCAGAAUCGCAUACUACAAUGGAUACUGGGGCAGAAGAAGUUGCCAAAAAGGGGGAGGCAGAAAACAACGUUGCAGCUGAGUCUACAAAGGAGGCGAAAGAGAAAACACCAGCAGAGACCAUUUUGGAGGCAGAUGUUCCCUCAGAAAAGCCCACAGAAGGUAUGACAUUAAAGGACGAGAAUUCAGCUGAAAGUGGAAAUGGGAAAUCUGCCGAGGACAAGAAGGAAGCGGAGUCUGAUACCCCGAAGGGAGCUGAGGCGGCAGCAGAAGGGGAAGGUGAAGGUGUUAAAUCUGAACAGGAUACAGCUGAGCUUGAAAAGGAGAAAGAUACAGUCCCUGCAUCUGGCUCUCUGUCUUUUGCCCUCCUGGAACGAGAGCAGACCAAAGAAGCCCUGCACGCCUCUCGUACCCUCGUUGUCCUCAGAGGCCUUCCAGGAAGCGGUAAAAGUUUCUUGGCACGUGCCAUAGCUGAUGCCUACAAAGACCACUGCUCUGUCAUCUGUGCUGAUGACCACGGUAUAAAGCCAGAGAAUCCAGAAGCAUCUGUGGAUGGAUACAAGUCUCUGGAUGAGGCUGUGGUAAACUGCUGCACUGCAGGAACAGCUUCCUCUGUGCUGAUAGUGGUGGAUGACACCAACCACACCCAGGAUCGGCUGGCCCGCCUGGGGGAGAUUGCUGAGGAACACCAUCUUGUGGCUGUCUUCUUGGAACCACAAACAGAAUGGAGCAGAGAUGUAGCACAGCUGACCAAGAAGACCAGGCGUGGACUAGAGGAGGCCCAACUGGAAGCCAUGAAAGGUCCACUGGAGGAAAUGUCCAUUCCUCUUUACUUUGGCUGGUUUCUUCUCUCCUCUGUCCAGGACAAGAUUGGGUGCACAUCAAUGGACUUCCUUAAAACGCUGGACACCUUGGAGGCCUUCAAGAAACACAUGAUAGACUUCACUGGUAAAGCUGAGAAAGAGGUGGAUCUGGAGCAGUACUUUAAAGCCAAAGGAACCCUCCAUUGCACUUCAAAACUCUGUAACUAUGGAAAAGCAGAGGGUGCCAAAGAGUAUGCAGAGAAGCCAGAGGUUAAGGAUUUCUAUGGCUCUACAUUCGAGCUGUCACUGAGUGCUCUCUUCGUCACUCCUCGCACUGUCGGUGCCAGAGUGUCCCUCACUGAGGAGCAGCUUCUGCUGUGGCCAGCCGAUGCCGAAAAGGAGGCAGAGUCUGUUGUCCCCGCAGCUGCCUCCCUGCCCCUGGGAAGCCGCGCCCACAUCACUCUGGGGUGUGCAGAGGGUGUCGAGCCAGUUCAAACAGGCCUGGAUCUGCUCGAAAUCCUGGCCCUGCAGCAGGAGGGCCAGCAGGGGGAGCUGGUCGAGGAGAUGGAGCUCGGCUCGCUGACCUAUUACGCUGAAGGAAGGUGGCUGCUCAGCCUCAGAGAGCCCAUCUGCGCCCCAGCCUGCUUCUCCAGCUUCUAUAACCGCAAGGCGCUGGAGCCAACCAAAAAAGAACCUGAGAAGAAAAAGAAGCCAAAGUGCAACAUACUGUAAAUGGCAAACAUGGGGAUGUGUGGCCGGGAUGACUGGUGAAUUAAAACUUAGGCUUACUCUGUGCAAGGUUUGUGUGUUUGUGCAGUGUUUAGGGAUUCAGUAAUAGCCACCCUAAAUCCACAAGCUGUGUGCCUUUUACUGUUGAUUUGCACCACAACCCAAGAUGCCUUCAGUCCAGUUAGGCUUGUUGUUGUCAACGUUCAGUAUCUUGUUUCAUAUAUCAGUGCCAGAGUUGCAGUACCUGGCUACUUGCUGAGGUGUUGUUAGCUGCAGCUUUAGGUAGUAUAGCCUCCUCCCACAGCUCCACAGUUAUCUCAAACUUAGAGUUACUCUUCUAUACAUGUCAGUGUUUCUCAGUAUUCAGAUGUGAAUGAUAAACUAGGUACUUUCAUUGCAUGCAUGCCAGGUUAACAGUAGCAACAUAUUAACACAUUUCUGACCUGCUAAAUGUAGCUCUGCAUCUUUGACAGAAUUGUCUGGUGUUUAUGUUGGCUUAGUUGUAAGUUUAAAAAGAAUAGCCGUCAUUUCUGUGCAAGUGUGUAUGUGUGCACAGCCUAGGAAGUAAUUGUUACAAUAGCAUAUGGGCCAAAGUUAUCUAUUUGAUUAAGUGUAUUAGAGUGAAUGUCAUUUAUAGAGGUUCUUCCUUGUAAUAUCUUUGCACUGUGCAUAGUUUCAAAGGGAGUAUGCUGAUGAAUUUGGCAUCUGUUUCAACAGCUUGCACUUAGUACUUAUCAAAUGCUGUGAAACCAAGUUCAUGUUUUGCAAUCUUUUCUACUGCGCAAGACUGCACCAUUGAUCCCUUUUAUCCUUUUUGAACAGCACUUCAUGUAUUGCAUUUCGACUCGUAUCCUCUGUGACUGUAAUUUUUUGAAGGGCAACUCCUACUUUGUGUAGCUCUUAUGAAUCACUAUUUUUGCACUUGUUUUGUACACUUAAUAAAAAAGAACAUGCUUUGCUCCAGUA
This is a messenger RNA of Xiphias gladius (swordfish), 3278 nucleotides long. RefSeq names its product 2',3'-cyclic nucleotide 3' phosphodiesterase (gene cnp). Gene Ontology annotation, cellular component: membrane; cytoplasm. Lineage: Eukaryota; Metazoa; Chordata; Actinopteri; Istiophoriformes; Xiphiidae. Gene Ontology annotation, biological process: cyclic nucleotide catabolic process. Gene Ontology annotation, molecular function: 2',3'-cyclic-nucleotide 3'-phosphodiesterase activity. The coding region runs from base 162 to 2315 and encodes 717 amino acids. The transcript has 4 exons. The record is from RefSeq and is a predicted model, not a curated record.